Messenger RNA from Choloepus didactylus (southern two-toed sloth), 5837 nucleotides. RefSeq names its product zinc finger and BTB domain containing 43 (gene ZBTB43). The transcript is spliced from 4 exons. Gene Ontology annotation, molecular function: DNA-binding transcription factor activity, RNA polymerase II-specific; protein binding; RNA polymerase II cis-regulatory region sequence-specific DNA binding. The coding region runs from base 327 to 1730 and encodes 467 amino acids. The record is from RefSeq and is a predicted model, not a curated record. Gene Ontology annotation, biological process: regulation of transcription by RNA polymerase II. Lineage: Eukaryota; Metazoa; Chordata; Mammalia; Pilosa; Megalonychidae.
GGGGUCGGGAGGCGCAGGCAGAGGCGGUUACGGUAGCGACGACUUGAGCGGGCCCGGUGCCGGCGGCGGAGAGGGCCCCGCGGGCGGUGAUGUGAGCCCGAAGCCCUUGACAGAAGUCAAUGUGAUUUUAAUUUGAAGUGACACUGAGAAAUGGAUCUCUCUUCCUCAUUCAUCCCUAUUGCUUUUUGAUGACCAUGACGUAAGGAACUUUAUCCCAGGAGUAUGUUUUUGCAUUAGUAAGCAUUCAACUUACCAUAUGCUCAGAUUAAAGAAAUCCCUGGAAGCCUUCAAGACAAGUAGCUGCAUUAAACAAGAUUUGUGAUGAAAUGGAGCCUGGAACAAACUCUUUUCGAGUAGAAUUUCCUGAUUUUUCCAGCACCAUUCUGCAGAAACUGAACCAGCAGCGCCAGCAAGGACAAUUAUGUGAUGUCUCCAUUGUUGUCCAAGGCCACAUUUUCCGGGCACACAAAGCUGUUCUUGCUGCCAGUUCACCCUACUUUUGUGAUCAGGUACUUCUGAAAAAUAGCAGGAGAAUUGUUUUGCCUGACGUAAUGAACCCAAGAGUGUUUGAGAAUAUUCUCCUAUCUAGUUACACAGGACGUUUAGUAAUGCCUGCUCCAGAAAUUGUUAGUUACUUAACAGCAGCAAGCUUCCUCCAGAUGUGGCAUGUGGUGGACAAAUGCACUGAGGUUUUAGAGGGUAACCCUACAGUCCUUUGUCAAAAGCUUAAUCAUGGCAGUGACCAUCAGUCUCCAAGCAGCAGUAGUUAUAACGGCCUGGUAGAGAGCUUUGAACUGGGCUCUGGUGGCCAUACUGAUUUCCCCAAAACCCAAGAACUUAGGGAUGGAGAGAAUGAAGAGGAGAGCACCAAAGAUGAGCUAUCAUCUCAGCUCACUGAGCAUGAAUACCUACCCAGCAACUCAUCCACAGAGCAUGACCGGCUGAGCACUGAGAUGGCAAGCCAGGAUGGGGAGGAGGGGGCCAGUGACAGUGCUGAGUUCCACUACACCCGGCCCAUGUACAGCAAACCCAGUAUAAUGGCUCACAAACGCUGGAUCCACGUGAAGCCUGAGCGCUUUGAGCAGGCUUGUGAGGGCAUGGACGUGCAUGCAACCUAUGAUGAGCACCAGGUCACUGAGUCCAUCAAUACCAUGCAGACCGAGCACUCAGUCCAGCCUUCAGGAGUGGAGGAGGACUUUCACAUUGGAGAAAAAAAAGUGGAAGCAGAGUUUGAUGAACAGGCUGAUGAAAGUAAUUAUGAUGAGCAGGUGGAUUUCUAUGGCUCUUCUAUGGAAGAAUUUUCUGGAGAGAGGUCAGAAGGGAAUCUCAUUGGGCAUAGACAGGAGGCUGCCUUAGCAUCAGGCUACAGUGAGAAUAUUGAAAUGGUAACAGGGAUUAAAGAAGAAGCUUCUCACUUAGGAUUUUCAGCCACUGACAAGCUGUAUCCUUGUCAGUGUGGGAAAAGUUUCACUCACAAGAGUCAGAGAGAUCGACAUAUGAGCAUGCACCUCGGUCUUCGGCCUUAUGGCUGUGGUGUCUGUGGUAAGAAAUUCAAAAUGAAGCAUCAUCUUGUGGGUCACAUGAAAAUUCACACAGGCAUAAAGCCAUAUGAAUGUAAUAUCUGUGCAAAGAGAUUUAUGUGGAGGGAUAGUUUCCAUAGGCAUGUGACUUCUUGUACCAAAUCCUAUGAAGCUGCAAAGGCUGAGCAGAAUACCACUGAGGCUAACUAAAAAUAGGAUCUGGCCCUUGAGUGGCAGGCAUAAAAAUAAACUAUGGUAAUUAUGCAAAUCUGGGCACAGAUGAUGCGUGCUACUUGUUAUUAUGAGAGAAGCUUAUAAAAAAAGGAAGAUAUUUCUGAAAGACCAGCUCUAAGUAGGCCAAUUUAAAAAUCUAAUUCCUCAAGUUUGUAUGUUCCAUUCCUGGCCUGGAGGAAGGAGUAAUGGGGUAUGUUAACCCACCUCUCAGCUGGCAAGGUAUACCUUCAGGCCAGUUGUGAUCUAGGCAGGCGGACUUUAUGAUCUAGUCACCCGCACUUGGAACUAGACUCCAACCCACCAGUUCCGUUUCAGGUGGCAGCAGUUUUUAAUCACUCAUCAUUAUAAGGUCAUGUUGAAAUUUUAUUUUGCUUUUAUUAUAGGUAGCUAGGUGGUGUGGAUUUGUUUUGGUAGCUGCUUCACUGAAUGAAAUGCUCCUUAUGUAAAAUCUACAAAUAAUGUGAUCCCUAGAAUGAGAAAUUGAUUAACAGAGCUCUCUUGUCUGGUUUCAUUAUUUCUAACUGGUAUUUUGACUAAAACUAUGGAGAUGCUAAGAGGGUUGACAUUCUAAAUAUGAAACAACUUAUGGUAAAAGUUCCAAUUUCUGUAAGAUGCCACAGUUCCAGUGUGUUUCAGACUCUUGAUAAAGCAAAAGUUUCGUAUUUUAGUACUAACAUUUAGUUUGAACAAUCAUAUCUAGUUGUAAUUCUCUAGGGUGCCAGAGUUGGGUAUUUGUAAUUGGUUUGCUGUCCCAAAUCCUGUUUGUUUAAUUGUAGUAUCCACAACGGUGGAAUCCACUCUGUGGCUGGUAGAUGUCUAGCCCGCUGGGUCUCUGACCAGGGUACUGUUGGCUGCUCCAACCAUAGCUCUGCCUCAGAUUGUGGUGCUUCCUGAAGAGGUCAGUCAGUGGCCUCAAUUAAUGGAAAAGAGCCAAAAGUCAUGGCUGAGAGUUACCUACAAAUUUCAGAAACUAAUAUGAGUACUUCGCUGACACUCCAGAUGUCAAAUUGAGAGUUGCAGUGAAGUGGAAUUUUAUGAGUGGCAGAUGAUACUUGAGAGGGGAAAAAAAAGAUUGCCCAAGAAAAAAGGAGUCUUGAAAAUACACUGGUGCGGGGAAUGCUCUUUUAAGGGGGUACGCUGAGCUGAUACUGCCAGUUCUUUAUGAGUGUUCAGUGUAUUUUAAAAGAGGGAAAGAAGGAGUCCUAAUUUUAGCGAAGUAGUCUACAGAUUCUUGCUCCCGAAUUAUAGAUAAAGCUGCAUAAAUUUACAAGUCCACAUAGCUGUACCUACCAAGAAACAACAAGAAAAGCAGCUAUUCUGAGACCUUUUCUUUUCUGCUCAUUAGUUAGAUGGUUCAGGUUAAAAAGAAGCAUAUAUCCAAAAUGCUUUUAAGCCGUGUAAUAUACCUGAAGUUUUUACCAAGGUAGGACAUGGUGCUACUGUAUAUCAACCUUUCCAUACGCUUACUUAUCUAUUACUUCUAAAUUCUAAGUAGAAACUUCCCUUUUUCCUUAAAAUAAAAAUAACUUUCUUGGAUUUGGCUGAAAUUUUAUUUUAUAAGUUUGGCUUUGCUCUAAUGUGAUAGACAUUGCUGGCAAUGGCCUCUGAUCCUCAAGCUACUGACACCAAGGAGUUUACUGUUGAACAUUGUCUGGAAAGGGGAAAGAAAGUACUUAUGUAUCAGUUAAUUGUUGUAAUCAAGAUUUACAAAACAGGGAUCUAUUCACUAACACUGUAUCAUUCUCAGUAUAUAAAAAAAGCACUUUGUAUUUAAAACUUUAUAUAUAAAUAUAUAUAUAUAUAUAUAUAUAUAUAUAUUGUUUUUUAACCUAGAAACUAGAUAAUACCUCUUGGUUUUUUGCCACGUAAAUAUCAUCUCUUGGUGUUGAACAUCACCAGUAAAUAGUCCCUUCUCUUUGUAUCUGACAGAAGUGUACAGAAGUGACUGUACAAUUAAGCUCAAUGGCUCCUUCUCCUUUUCUCAUGUCAGAGGCUGGUGGGUUUUAGUCCUAGAGGUUGUGUGUGAGGAUAAAUUGUUUUAUACUCCUACUAAUUUCAUGACUUAAGGCAGUGAAGCCAUUUUGUUCUGCUGACAGCUGAUCAUCCUCUCCCAUGGAAUUAGCAAAAUGUUUUCCUCCUGUUUGGAUGAUUUCGUGUGCUGUUUCCCUGUAAAGAUUAUGUUCAAAUGAGCAUGGGACAUUUGGGGAGAAAAAUUUGAGAGGUAAAAUAAAAAUAUUCUGGAAAAAUCAUGGUUCUUCAGUUAUGUUGAAAUCAGCACAGCAGCCUUGCCAUGAGCAAUAACGAAGAACUUUUGUCCAGCCAGGAGUUAUGGCUGGCCCCUGGGGUGGUAGUUUUGGAAGCAGUCAGUUGUCCUGACAUUCAUUUAAUGCUUUGUGAGGAGAUGACUUUUAUUGAAAUCCUUAUGUGUACAUCAGCUACUAAAUGUAGAACUAAGUAUAAAUUCCUCACAUCUGUUGUUUUAAGUUUUUAUGACAUUUGGAGUUUUGGUAAAAAUUGGGUUUGUUAGUUGGGUCAACCAGAUGAUCUGAAAUGAUGGAAUUGCCUUAGUUUGGACAUUAAAAGUGAAUUUUUGUUAACUCUGUAUUUUAGGGUUAGGAGAUCAUCCUGCAUUACUACCCUUUUGCCUCCCCACCUUGGGUUGGAGUGAUAAUCUCUCUCCUUAGCCUCAAUACAGCUUUAGAAAAUCUUUAACCUUCCAGAUCAGUUUGGUUAGUUGUGGGUAACAUUUUCCACACAGUCUUUCAGGGAUCGUUUCAGUGGCCUACAACCGAGGUGUUUUUCCCUUUACUUUGAGUCUUAACUGUGUUUUCUCCACACCUAGUGGGGAAGAGCUUCAAAGCACCACCAAUGGAACUUAAUAUUAGUACUUAUUCCAUGCCUUUAAUGUUAGAUAUACACAUUACAAUAAUCCAGUUAGUAAAGUAGGUAUCACUGUCUAAGGAAAGACUAAAAUAGCCUUUCCUCAGGUGUUGUGGGUUAUACUCAGGCUCCUGGACCCCAGCCUGUUCCUGAUUUCUAGAUCUCAUGUUCCUCCAGUCCCUUCUUUUGGCCACCACUUUAAAAGAGUCUGCCCCGUAGGGUCCCCUCCAUUUUAGUGGGCAUUUGCUAACUUAACUGACCUUAGACUGGCUUUUGGCUGUUUGGGAAAGCUGCUUAGCCUCGGUGGCUCCUUUCUUUGGAGGAAACACACCCCCAAGCUCUGCAAAAGUGAAAUUGAGGCAGCGAAGAAACAGCAUGGCUGUGCUUUCCCUGGGGAAGGGGAUGUGCUGCAGCCCCCUGAGGAAGGGUGGUGAGGGCUCCAUCACACCAAAUCCAAGUCUCUGGUAAAUUAGGAAUGCUGGAAACCAAUUAACACACACAAACACACACACCCCUAAUCUAUGCCACUGAUUUUGUGAUUUAGGUUGCUUUCAUGGGUGACUUUCUUCAUUGAAACCAGGGUUUGUAUUUUUGUUUUGUUUUGAUUUUUGUUUUUGUUUUUGUUUUGCUACUUAUAUAUUUAAAGGUACAAGUUUCUUUAGCUCUCUACUGAUAGUGCCCUGUGGGAAGAUGCUGGAACACAUUUUACAAAAUGUGAUUUUUUUUUAAUUUUUAGUUUUGCUUGAAGCCUGUGUCAUAAUGUCAGUUGCUGCUGCCUUUUUUCCUUUUAUGAGGUUCCCAAUGUUUCUUCCAAAAAAUUACUUGAUUUAUGCAAGACAGAUGACUCUGAGGCCACAAAACAAUUUGAUGAUAAAUAGAUUAUCAUUAGGUACAUAUCAUUGAUAUUUUGUGAAAUGUUAUGCCUGUGUUGCAAAAGUUGAUUAGUUUUGUCUUUAUAUAUUGCUGUCUUCAGUGUACAGCAUGGUUUUACUUAACUGAAUGUUACUGUUGAAUAUUUUCUUCUUAUAGAAGAGACCAUGCCCUUUUGUAUGACAUGUUUUAAUAAAUGUUACCUGUCAACUUUGUAAAAGUUUUGUUUUUCACUCUGGGUGGAUGACCACAUGUCUUUGUUUUCAUUUUGGCUUUUGCCCCUGAGAAUGAAAGUUAUAUUGUAGCCUUUUGAUAAAUAAAUGCCAAAUAGAU